Messenger RNA from Anopheles darlingi, 2468 nucleotides. RefSeq lists its product as uncharacterized. The record is from RefSeq and is a predicted model, not a curated record. The transcript is spliced from 4 exons. NCBI's taxonomy places the organism in Eukaryota, Metazoa, Arthropoda, Insecta, Diptera, Culicidae. The coding region runs from base 385 to 1332 and encodes 315 amino acids.
CGCUCGUCCGUGCCGUUUGGGUGUUUGGCUCCCUGUUUUCAUGGUGUUGACCCGCGAUCACUUGCCGCUCUGGGGUUAAAUAGCUGUUCCGUUCAGGCCAGGCCGGAAGGACCGUCGACGACGACGACGACGCGCGUGGUGCGUGCAUACGUUCUGUGAGUGAAUUGACGUUUACGACAAAAAAAAAAAGGGUGACGAAGGUGUACCCGGGUGAUCAGUGCAGCAGUUUCUGGUGCAAUCGGGUGCGCAAGAAGCCACCUUUAUCAGUGAACGUGCAAGCUGAAGCCUCUGUGUUAGUGCUUGCGAUACGAGAAGUGAUUAGUUCGCCACAAAGUGACGUCCGUUUCAUCGAAAUCUCUCAAUCCAAUCCAUAAAAAAAAAACAAUGGCAACGAAGCGAUCUUCACCUUCAUCACAGCUCCGGCUAGUGGCACUGCUGGUGUUUCUUCUGGCCGGCAAUGUACACCAGGUGUACGGGAACACCUCGAUGGAGAACCGGGCCAACCAUCCGACGCAACACUGCACGGAUCUGAACUCACAGAACAGCCUAGACGUGGAGCAGAUAAUGGGCAUUUGGUACGGCAGCGAGGUGAUUACUCACAAUGGUCACGACGAGGGCGAAGUGGUGUACAACACAUGCGUCGUAAUCCACCUGGCAGAUGUGACCAACUCCACACCGUUGGCGCCACCGAGCCACCAACCGGGUGGUUCCUCUCCGCCUUACUUUAGCCGCGGUUCCGCAGCAUCCGCUUCAUCGAACCAGGAUCAUCGCACGUCGUACGGUUACGGUUCACCUGGCGGCAGUGGUGGUCGUUCCGGUAGCAGCAGCCGCAACGGUGAUACCAUCGGUAGCUCCAACUACGAUCUCUACCAGCAGCGUCAGUAUCAGCUGCAUUCGCAAAGCAUGCGCUAUCUGCGGUUGAUCUGGGACGAAUCGGAACAUACGCUCGAGUACACGCUACGUUACAACAGCUCUCGGCCCGGUUUUUGGAUAUCGUCUUCACCCCAGUCCGGUUCGAUGAUUCAGCUGCAGUACGUACAGUUUACGGGUACGGUACAGGUGCUGAAGGCGAUCAACAACCAGCUCGUGCUCACCUUCUGCCAGAGCAUCCCGAGUGGUCAGCUGUUCACGAUCGUGUUGUCGCGCAUUCCGAUGGGACUGGCACCGGAGGAGAUUCAAAGCAUCCGCAAUCUGCUACGACGACGCGGCCUACCAGCGACCUCCGUGCGCAAAGUAUGCCAAAGUGGUGCCUUCCGGAGUGAUCCGGUGUCCGUCGGGGUGUUGCUGCUGCUGCUAACCACCCUUUCUUUGCUCCCGAAACGUUUCCAUUGAUGCACCAAGUUGUGCUCGUCUUACAUCCCCCUUUUUCUUCCCGGUGCCAUUAGUAUUUCCAGUUUGUGCUGAUUGUUUUCGAGUAAUGUACUGCCUUAUCAAAUCCACCCCAAAUGCCUUUCCAUGUGAGUGCCUGAUAGUUCGAAGAAGUUUUCCCAUUCAUUUUCCCAACGUAUUCGUAUAGAUUUUUGAAGAGUGUAAUAAUGUUAAUUGCGUGUUGUGGUGUGCUCAGUGUAUUUCUCUCCACCGUAGGGUAACGUUUUGAAAUGAACCAACUGUCAUUAUCUCAGAUUUGAAAAAAAAAUGCUGUAGUGUCCUACCUAUAAGCUGCAUUGAACUUGAAUAAAACGAAACAUCUUCUGAGUGAUUACGAUUCGACUGCGUACCAGUGCAUUAGUCAGCCAGUUAGCCGGUACAAAUGCACUGCAUCACAUCCAUCAUCCGCGAACGGUGACAUUAAUUGAUCGCGUUUAAUCAUAUUUCAGUUCCAGAGUCCCCUCCUCCUCCCGCUGCUCAACCCCAAAAUUAACCUAUUUGCUGAGGAACGGAGACCGGACGGCGAAAGGCUGUGGCCAGUGAUGCAGUUUAUCUUAACCCACACCCCCAUAAAACGGGAGGACGAACUGUACACCACGCUGGGUGCUGCUUUAAUUAAGAAAAUGGUAAUCAAAUUAGGUACAUUGCCGGACCGACCAAGCGGGAGGAGUUAAUUGAAUCUUAUGUAGCAGAAGUUAGUGAUGAACGCUGUGAUGAACUGUUUGCCUGGUGCUGCCUGUCUGUCUCCUGCUGCUACGCCACUGACCCACCAAUUGUGCCCGAUAUGGUGUUUGAUGUUGGGCUUGUUAACAUGGUUGUCAGGUCAGGAAAGGGCGAUCAUUACGGCGUUCCUCGCAAAGUGAGGUUUGUUUUUAAUUUAUCUAGCGUGUUGUUGUUUUUUUCAGCGCAGCUCCAGAGAAGAGUGACUUCGUACUGAUUUUACGGAUAGAGCGACUCACUUGACAACAGCUCAACAACCCUGCUGGCUGUCCAAAGAAGAAGCUAAUUGGGAUUAAGUCAAAUGUCAAUACCGGGCAUCCUUGGCCAGACCGUGCAGAUGAAGCUAAUCGAGUGUGAUCAAGGAAGGAACGUAAGGAAUU